CUCUCUCCAUGGGGCUGAGCAGGGUCUUACUUAAAGCAUCAUUGCUGUUUUCAUCCUCCUCCUCCUCCUCCUCUUCUUCUCCGGCUGCGGCUGCUUUCUCCGCCCUGAAUGAAUGAAGCUUUAACCAUCUGAGGGUCUCCUCCGCCUGCACCCGCCUCUUAUAUUCCUGUUGUCGACCAGCGAGGCCGAGCUGGGGGGCAAUCCGGGGAAAGGGAGCCGCGGCGCCGCGCACCGGCCGACGGACGCUCCGCCGCGACGCACCACCAACAUGCUCACCAGGGUCAAGUCCGCCGUGGCCGGGUUCAUGGGUGGAAUCAUGGCCGGGGGCAGCUCCGGCGGAGGGGGCAACGCUGGUUCCGAGCUGCCGCUGAAAUUUCCAUAUAUGAGACCUCAGUUCCUUGGACUGUCCCCGGAUGAAAUCGAGUGCUCCGCGGACCACAUAGCCCGGCCCAUCCUCAUCCUGAAGGAAACCAGGAGAUUACCGUGGGCCACCGGCUACGCUGAGGUGAUCAAUGCUGGUAAGAGUGCGCUGAAUGAGGACCAGGCCUGCUGCGAGGUGGUGGUAGCAAGACGGAGGCCUAUGAGCUACUGCCCUCCUUCCACGCCCAGCAAGACUCCCACGACCAAGAGACGCAACUCCCUGCCCAACGGGGAGGCCCUGGGGCUCCGUAUAGAGCACAGCAGGCUGGGAGAGGACAGUGAAGGAUUCGUGUUCCACUACUGGGCCUUGUUUGAUGGCCACGCUGGUUCAGGUGCGGCAGUCGUCGCUUCCCGCCUACUGCAGCACCACAUCGCCUGCCAGCUCCAGGGUGUCAUCGAGAUCUUGCGCAAUGUAGCCUCCCUGCCCCCGACCGUCCUGGGCGAGGAGCCUGACAACAACCCCUACCUCCAGGGAAACACCCCAGGCCCUCACCGAGCCCUGACUCGGGCUGCUUCGCUGCGGGGCGCCACAGGUGCACCCGGCUCUCCGUGCAGCACCCCGCCUCCUCCACGCUUCUUUAUCGAGAAGAAGAUCCAGCAUGAGAGCCUGGUGAUAGGAGCCAUAGAAAACGCCUUCAAAGAAAUGGAUGCCCAGAUUGAGAAGGAGAAACAAGUCUAUAAUGUCACAGGAGGAUGCACAGCCCUCACUGUUGUUUACCUGCUGGGAAAACUAUACGUUGGGAACGCAGGUGACAGCAGGGCUAUCAUUAUUAGAAACAAUGAAAUAAUUCCCAUGUCGACGGAGUUCACGCCAGAAUCUGAACGACAGCGACUCCAGUUUUUGGGUUUUAUGCAGCCUCACCUGUUAGGAAAUGAGUUCACGCACUUGGAAUUUCCCCGGAGAGUUCAGAGGAAGGAGGUGGGCAAGAAGAUGCUCUACAGAGAUUUCACCAUGAAUGGAUGGGCAUACAAGACCAUUGAGGAUGAAGAUCUCAAGUUUCCGCUAAUAUACGGGGAAGGGAAAAAGGCGAGGGUGUUGGCCACCAUCGGUGUGACUCGUGGGCUGGGGGACCAUGACCUCAAAGUUCAUGACUCCAACAUCUACAUCAAACCGUUCCUUUCCUGUUGCCCUGAGGUUAAGGUAUAUAACCUGACACAGUAUGAGCACGGGGCUGAUGAUGUUCUGGUGAUGGCAACUGACGGCCUCUGGGACGUCCUCUCCAACCAGGAAGUAGCCGAAUCUGUGACCACAUUCCUAGCCAACUGUGACCCAGAUGAUCUGCACAGGUAUACAAUGGCAGCACAAGACCUAGUGAUGCGAGCACGUGGGAUGCUGAGGGACAGAGGCUGGAGGAUCACCAAUGAGCGUUUGGGCUCGGGAGAUGACAUCUCAGUCUUCAUCAUACCGCUGAUGUAUGGCAACCGGCAGCCCUGAGGAGCCCAACAGAGAUGCUGAGGUUCAAGGACCUGAAGGGCAUGUAGGCUCUUAAACCAAGAGGAAUGAGUAAUCCUGGACUGAGAAUCCCCCUUUCAAUUCCCUUAGUGCUGUUUGCACUUUCCUCUUCUUCUUUAGACCAAGGACACUCUAAUAUUUGGGUAUUUAGUUAUUUGUUGGUGUUUCAUAUCUCUAUAGAAGUUCAGAAUUGGUCAGCCACCAAAAUUUGGCUGCUCAGGGGAGCCUUUUUGUAAAGCAUCAAAAGUCAGAAAUACUCCAACAUGAACAUUUAGACACCUCGUAAUUUCACUUGUCAUGACUUAAAAUUGUCAAGAAGUAAUAUGGUCUGUUCAGAGCUGAUUAAAGUGAUAAAGGAAAGAAUCUUGAAUGUUGGAAGUGAUGGCAGUUCCAAAGGAUGCCCCUGAACUUCUGCAGAGAUGUGAACGCUGAAAUAGGUGAAUAAUCUUCCACAGUGAAGAAAAGACCUCUUUCUAUCUGUCCUUCGUACCUCUCUUGCUGUGCUGUACUAUACUCGGCUCCUUUUCUUUUUUUCUUCUCCUGUACUGUACA
Scatophagus argus is the source of this 2425-nucleotide messenger RNA. RefSeq names its product protein phosphatase 1H-like. Gene Ontology annotation, biological process: protein dephosphorylation. The transcript is spliced from 10 exons. NCBI's taxonomy places the organism in Eukaryota, Metazoa, Chordata, Actinopteri, Scatophagidae. Bases 269 to 1855 code for a protein of 528 amino acids. The record is from RefSeq and is a predicted model, not a curated record. Gene Ontology annotation, molecular function: protein serine/threonine phosphatase activity.